Messenger RNA from Brassica napus (rape), 985 nucleotides. RefSeq lists its product as uncharacterized. The coding region runs from base 99 to 791 and encodes 230 amino acids. Gene Ontology annotation, biological process: DNA repair; DNA recombination; DNA replication. Gene Ontology annotation, cellular component: nucleus. The record is from RefSeq and is a predicted model, not a curated record. The transcript is spliced from 5 exons. NCBI's taxonomy places the organism in Eukaryota, Viridiplantae, Streptophyta, Magnoliopsida, Brassicales, Brassicaceae. Gene Ontology annotation, molecular function: DNA binding.
CUUCUUUUCCUUGAUAAUCUCUUUGCAGAUUGCCAAGUGAUGGGACUGACCAGUCAGCGUCUUCAUCAAAGGUGGUACACGCACAGAAGAUUGAGCCUAUGAAAAUUUCUGAUCUUAACCAAUUCGUUAUUACCGCUGAUCCUCAGGUCGUUGAGUUUUUGUGUACGGCUAAACUGACUGAAAUACAAGUAGCAGAGGGUUGGUGUUAUAUUGGCUGCUCUGUUUGCUCCAAGAAACUCAUCCGAGAGGAGACCUCAUUUACAUGUGCUCCAUGCAAUGAGACCAAUGCUGUUGCUCAACUCAGGUACCGGGUGAUACUCUCUGUGUCAGAUGAGACUGGCAUAGCGGCUUUUCUUGGAUUUGACACAGAGAUCACUAAGCUGACUAAUGUUUUAGCUGCUGAAGCUGCACAGAUUGUGGGGGUAGGUCUUAAUGCUCAGGUUGACACUGAUCUGCCGCGAGUACUGUCUGAACUUGUGGGAAAAACAUAUACUUUCCAGCUCAAGCUAAAGGAAUUCAAUUUUACUGCGCACCACCAGACAUUCACCAUUUCCCGCAUAUUCCCUGCACGUGAUCUCGCCCCUCUUCUAACAUUUGCUGAAAAUGUUGAGGUUCACGAGCGAGCCCAUCUUCAGAAUGUGGCACCGGGAACAGAUGACAGAGCUGCAAUCACGUCCGAUGUUGCAGAGGUGUCCACCGCAGGUGAUGGUACACUCACCGGUCGUGAAGCAGAAGCGAAUGAACACGAUGCUGCGGAAGAUAACGCCUCUAAGAAAGCACGAGUUGAAUGAGUAUCAUCGCAGAAUCCAGACAACCAGUCUCAAUCAGUUGUUGUUUUCAUCUUUCAGUUUCGCUUUUGCCAUUUUUUUUCUUCUGAACAAAACUCUGAGUCGUGGUUGUCCUUUUUCUUUUAUCAAAUAAAAUCUUAAAACAAUCGACAUGUGCAUGUGUUCGAUUUAUAUAUUCCAUCUUCGUGACUUUAUUA